Messenger RNA from Halteromyces radiatus, 1669 nucleotides. RefSeq lists its product as uncharacterized. The transcript has 4 exons. Lineage: Eukaryota; Fungi; Mucoromycota; Mucoromycetes; Mucorales; Cunninghamellaceae. Gene Ontology annotation, biological process: signal transduction. Bases 245 to 1669 code for a protein of 474 amino acids. Gene Ontology annotation, molecular function: 3',5'-cyclic-nucleotide phosphodiesterase activity. The record is from RefSeq and is a predicted model, not a curated record.
CUUUAUUUCCCCACUUUUUUUUUCUAUUAUUGUCUAUAUUAUCAAUAACCUUGAUCUUUUAUAUUUUUUCAUAACUAUAAAAAUAAAAGAAAAAGUAAUUUGGUAGUUUGUUGAUUCUUUCUCCUUUCAACUUUUUUUUUCUCUCUCCCUCUCUUUAUCUCUCUCUCUCUCUAUCUAUAUUCUCUUUUUACGCCACUCUUCCAAUCCACUAUUAUUAUUAUUAUUAUUAAUACAUAUUCUACCAAUGCUUAUUCUCAAAUACAAUGAAUUACCUGCCCAUGAUUUGUUUAUCAUUGAAAGGCAUCUUGUGCGAUGGUUAGAUCACAAAGGACCCAAGAUUACACCAGAAUGGCAUGUGUUGGAUCUCAGUCGCACGGACUUGUAUGGUCAUUUGUUAGGCAUCUUUGCUCAUCUAAAAGUGUUUGACACUCUUAAUAUCACUCCUUCACAGUUACUUGAUUUUUUGAUUGAUGUUGAUACUGCUUAUCUUCAUACUCCUUAUCAUUCAUUUUUUCAUGCUGCUGAUAUUGUGGUGAUGUUAUAUUAUAUCUUGAUGGAAUUGGAUGGACUUAAACAACUUCAACCUAUCGAUAUGCCUCGUCUACUGAUUGCCGCUUUAUGUCACGAUAUGGGUCAUCCUGGAUACAAUAAUCUUUAUCAAGUCAAUUUCAAGACACCUUUGGCUCAAAGAUACAACAAUAAAUCUGUAUUGGAAAAUUAUUCAGUAGAUAUUACGCAAGAUUUACUGAAUAAACACAAACUAUUUGACAAUGUAUCAUAUGAAUGGAAGGAUUCUAUCAAGCAACUGAUCCUAUCUACUGAUAUGGUAUAUCAUUAUGAAUUACAAGAAAAGGCUGGUGCUUUGGAAGAACGUCUUUUAUCGUCAAGCCAAUGUCAUGAUUUUUGCCGGAUCAUCCUUCAUGCUGCCGAUAUUAGUAACACAGUACGUCCAUGGGCCAUUUCCAAGCAAUGGUCAGAUUUAAUUGUUCAAGAAUUUUUUCGUCAAGGUGAUGCUGAAAAACAAGCAGGUCUCUCCGUAUCUCCUGGUAUGGAUCGUGAUGAAUCAAAUCAAGCCACUAUUAGUCUCAAGUUUGGUGAUUUUGUUGUCAAGCCCUAUUUUGAAGCCCUUGCAGGUCUCCUUCCCAAAUGCCGUGUGUUCUUGACGACAUUAGCCGACAACCGAAUGGAAUGGAUGCAGCUUAAGGAUAACCCCAUGACAAUGGCCCUGACACCCCCUCCUCCUCCUCAUGAACGCCACUUUCCUUCAAGAUUACUUCCUUCAGUACCUGUUCCUAAUCCUUCUGGUCGACGAGUUAGUGUACCUGCUGGAAUAGUGAUUAUUCCUGAUCAUCAUCAUUGGCAAAAACAACGACAAUUGAAUAAACGACGUUAUCAUCAAAUAUAUCAUCAUCAUAGACGACAUCAUCAUCGAAUCAAUAAAUUUAUUUGGUCAUCUUCUCAACAAGUUCGACAACGUUUUACAAUCCGUAGUGCCAGUCAUCCCAUUGUGAUUCCAGAUUUACUUUUUCGGCAUUCUGAUUCCACUACAUUGAUUGGUACAGAUCAUUUAUCUCAUAGAUUUGAAGCUCAACGGAAACACAGUGACGGAUCAUCUGAAGAAACCAACAACAAUGAUAGUGUCAAUCUUAUUACUUCCUUGGAACAAUGA